AUGUCUUUACUAAAUGUGGACGAAGAUAUGAAGAUUGCACUUGAAAAGCUGUGCAACGUGAGCUUCCCAUGUGUAGAGACCUGCGACGUGGAUAUGAGCGACCCCUGUCCUACCGGAUGGCUCGUAAAAUCGGACGCCUUCGGAAAUGCUCUCAGCUGUCUUCCCCCAGAUAACUACAUGGGUCCAUGUGGGGAGGAGACCAAACUGAUGGCAAUUUUUGUUGCAUCAUCCCAACCCCCACGUACUGAAGGUCUCCCCAACUUGAAGUCGAAAGAGCGCAUGGCAUAUGAGUGUGGCGUCAGGUGGCCCUCUGCCAAUCGGAUAGACUACGAGCAAUUCUGCCCUAACGGAUGGACGAAGAACCAACAGGUAUACUGUGUUGCCCCCCCAAGUUAUGAGGGUCCUUGUGCGAGGAAAAAAUUAUUUGGAUCAUUCGAAAAGGGAAUGAAAAGGGCUUACGCUGAAGAGUGUGAUGUUGAAUGGCCCCUACUAGGAAGGGAAGCGUCUGACUCGUACCCCAAAGGCUCAGCCCUACGGAAGAGGAAACAUAACAUUGGCCCUGUCGACCCAUUCACUGGGGCCAUAAUCUCCGGCACUGAGAAGUGA
Molecule: messenger RNA, 606 nt
Organism: Plasmodium inui San Antonio 1
Lineage: Eukaryota; Apicomplexa; Aconoidasida; Haemosporida; Plasmodiidae
Exons: 8
Coding region: 1-606 (201 amino acids)
Source: RefSeq, a predicted model, not a curated record